ACAUCAUCACUCCUUUUCCCUCUCUCUCCCUCCCUCUCCAACAGGAAAAAAAAAACACUACAAGCAAACCACAAGCAAGACUCCUAAACAGAAUCUUUCCAAAAAUAAAAAGCAUGGCGUUCCUCCAAUCUCCAAACCAAAAACAAACACCUAAACGCCUUAAAAAAAGACUGACAGAAGAUCAAGUGAGGCUAUUAGAAUCUCACUUCAACUAUGAGAUGAAACUCGAGCCAGAUAGGAAAAUCCAGCUCGCUCGCGAACUAGGUUUGCAACCAAGACAAGUUGCGAUUUGGUAUCAAAACAAGAGAGCCCGGUGGAAGAACCAGACUCUUGAACUAGACUACAAGGCACUUCAACUAAGACUAGAUAGUGUUGCAGCUGAAAAGAGAAGGUUGGAGAGAGAAGUAGGAAGACUCCGCGGGGAGUUACAGAAGGCACAAGAUACAAUAAUUCAGUUUAACCCAAUAGAGUUACCUCCUUCUACGAACCAAAGUUUGCAAGAAGAGGUAACUUGUACAUGGGAGAAUGUUGGGCAGUUACAAGUAGAUGACCUGUUUGCUUGUCUCAUGGGUGCAAAGGUUCCAAAGCUGCAAAACUGAAAUAGUAAAACAGGGGCGACCUUAAAGGCAAAAAGGGAUUAUGUAAAUACUAAAUACAAUCAAAGGUCUUGUGUGCUGUUAUCUUAAAUCUUGUUUGUAUUACAGAGAGAACUGCUAGAAUUAUAUGAAGUGCCACAAAAAGUAUCAGCUGUCAGGUUGAAUAUAUAUCCUAUUGUCGCCGAAGGACUUUAAUAUCUCGAGGACACAGCAGAAUGGGCAUAAGGACACCAUAGAAAAUUACAGAAUAUAUUCCAGUUCUACAAGACAAGAGAGCCUGGUGGAUUCAAACCUAAGAGCAUUCUUCUUGUGGAAUUGAAACAGGAUUUAAUGAUUCAAUGUAAUACUACUGCAUGCGUUCAAAAAGAAAUCUAGAGCGGAUAACAUAAACAACGAACUAUGAAAUAUAUUUGUCAUCUGGAAUGGUUGAAGUGAUUAUUAAGGGUUCUACAUUUAUUUACUUACUGGA
Molecule: messenger RNA, 1065 nt
Organism: Papaver somniferum (opium poppy)
Lineage: Eukaryota; Viridiplantae; Streptophyta; Magnoliopsida; Ranunculales; Papaveraceae
Product: homeobox-leucine zipper protein ATHB-52-like
Exons: 1
Coding region: 114-599 (161 amino acids)
Biological process (GO): positive regulation of DNA-templated transcription
Cellular component (GO): nucleus
Molecular function (GO): sequence-specific DNA binding; DNA-binding transcription factor activity, RNA polymerase II-specific
Source: RefSeq, a predicted model, not a curated record